ACACAUUUUCUACCUCCCUUUCCAUAAUGAUAGAAGAGUGGGAUAGCCAAACGGAACAGGUUGUUUACAAAUAUUUUUCAUUUCGUGAGAUCAACAGGGAAAGGAGAUAGAAUGGAUUAAGACAUGAGAUAUAGAUGAAAUGGAAGAAAGGGGGUCCAAGGUUGUUGUGGCAGGAUGUACAAAUGACUCCUCAAGUGACGACACAUGUUUUGACGAUAGAGCAACAAAAAGGCGUCCAUGUUCACGUAAACUGUCAUCCAUGCCAGGGGAAAAAUAUUUAUGUCAAAAAAAUUCCGCAGAUCACAACUUUAGUAGUGAGUCUAACGAUGGAGGGAUAGGGUCUAUGGACUCCCGCGAUGACAAUCAUUCAGAAUCAGAAAGUGAAAUAAAUAUUCAUGAAGUCCCAUGUGUUUGCAAAGGUUGUAGUCGGAAAAGUGAUGAGGAAUUUUAUUAUUUACAGUCCACCCCACAGUAUUUACAUGAUGGCAAGGCUUGUCAUUCAGAUCAAAUGGAAUGGAAAUUCCAGUCUCCUUGCGCCAUAAACUCCUGGGGACACUUUUGUCAAAGUCGUAGAGAUUUAUAUAAAUAUCGUAGGAGUGACUAUUCUAGUGAUAGUGAUGAAGAAUCAGUCCCAAGGUUUAACCAAAUUAGUCCAGAUUCAGAUGGUUGUGGAAAACCAAGAUCUCAUUUACCAGUUUGUGAUAGUCUGUCUGAUGUACCAUUAAAAACAGUUGUAAAAGGUUCAUCCAAGACGGACCUCCUGAAAAACCUUACAUCACGUCCACAAGAUGGUAUUAAGCCUCAUGUGUUCAAAGAAAAGUUUGCUACAAUAUUACGUUGGUAUACUGAAUGCAGUGAUGACCAGAAGAACACGGUAUUAAAAGGUUUACUGAUGUACUGUGAUUUACCCCAAAUGCAUCUUCUGUCAGUGAAAAUGGCUCCAAAUCUCCAUAGAGGUUGUCCAACUAACUGCCAAGAUAUUCUGACAUGGCUGCCAACCAGCUUGGCUCAUAAAAUUAUGUCUUAUUUUGAUCCAGUAACAUUAUGUAAGGCAGCCCAGGUUUGUUGCCUCUGGGGACAGCUGACAGAAGAACCUUCACUAUGGAGAAAAUUUUGCUGUCAACAAAAAUGGCGGCUCUCAAAGGCUGCAGAACACAAACAAGUGAUCAGUCACAUGUCACCAGAAGGAAGUAUCCAGUGGAAGAAAGUAUUUGCUGAGAGAUAUAGACUGAGACAGAAUUGGUUAAAUGGUAGAUGUACUGUUAGAACAUUUGAAGGCCAUAGUCAAGGUAUAUCUUGUGUACAGUUUGAUGACACUAGAAUUGUGAGUGGUUCAUCUGAUAAGACAAUCAAGGUUUGGAAUAUAAGAACCAAUGCGCCAUGGUCAGUACAGACAUUGGUUGGCCACAGUGGUACAGUAAGAUGUUUACAUCUGGAGGGAAAGCGUUUAGUCAGUGGGUCGACUGAUAAAACUAUAAAAGUAUGGGAUUUAUCUACCCAAGAAAGUUGGUCUAGCAUUGCCUGUAAAGUAACUAUGGUUGGACAUGAAGAUACUGUUAGAUGCAUUCAGGUUGAUGAUGAUAAAGUGAUUAGUGGGUCUUAUGAUUUUACUAUCAAAGUUUGGGAUUUGAAGACGGGCAACUGUAGAAAUACAUUGAGAGGGCAUCAAGCAGCUGUUUUAUGUAUACAAUUUAAUGAGACAAAGAUUGUAUCAGGAUCAUGUGACAAAACAAUCAAGAUAUGGAGUUAUGAGGGAGCCUGUAUCAGAACAUUGACAGGUCAUCAGGAUGCAGUAACUUGUUUACAGUUUGAUUCUACAAGAAUUGUUAGUGGCUCAAUGGACUGUAAUUUAAAAAUGUGGGACAUACACAGUGGUGACUGUAUAAAUACCAUUGACUGGAAAGCAUCUGAAGGCCAUACAGGUGUUGUCAGAUGUUUACAAGCAGACAGCUGGAGACUUUGUAGUGCAGCAGAUGACAAGACUAUCAAAGUAUGGAAUCUACAGACUGGUGAAAGAUUGGUGACAUUGCGCAAUCACACAGAUGGUGUUACAUGUUUACAGUUCAACGAUUUUAUAAUUGUUUCAGGGUCAUAUGAUAAGACUGUUAAGUUGUGGGAUUUUAGCUGCUGCUAAAAAUACUGCCAUUUAGAUCAAAGAAUAUUUAAAGCCAGUAAUUUUGGUUUACUUACUCCAGCUGCUGUUUAAUGUAAUACUGCCAUACAAUAAUAUCCCACUUCAACCUAGUGACCUCACACAGGUUUAAAUUAAAAUUUGUGUAGCGAUGAAACACAUUUCUUGUUUAGAUACAUAAACCACUUACUUAGUAAAAGUUGUUUCAAAUUGCCAGUUUUUGAAAGCAUUGUAUUUAUUUUCAAAUUUUUCUGUAAAAUUACAACCAAGUUAACAUCAUUGAAAGAUAAAACCAAACUUGUCAGAACUGAAGGAGGCAGUUUAUCUGUACUAUAGUGCUAAGGACCCAGUAUGUUCUCAACAGUAAUGUUUACAAUUCACAUGCACCUUACUUAAAAAUACAUGUAUUGAAUAUUUUUGUGGUGUGUGGAAAAUAAUAAAAAUGUAUACGAUUUUACAUGUGUUUCAGAAAUGAAAAAUGGAAAAUUUUUGUUAGGUGAAUUUCCCUUUUUUUUAAGAAUAGGUACAAAAAAAUACUUCAUGAAUAUUAUUUUUGCAGUAUACGGAUAAAAAAUUAACAACAAUAUGAUAUUUUAUUUAUAUGGAGGCAACUAUAGCUAAGAGAUUAUGCGGUCAGUAAUGUGAGAAAUUUAUUAUGAAAUGAGUUCAAAUUUAAUCUUUCAACUUUGCCAAAUUUAUAAACAGUAAAAAUAUUUCCUUAGACUUAUUGGAGUUCAGUAACAGGAAAAAUUUACUGAUCACUGAAUUCUAGUUAGAUAGGAAUUAGCCUAGAGCAGGGGUAUAUUUAACAUUUUGCAUAGUAAUUUAUAGAAAAGAGGCAAUUAAACUGUUUUAAGAUUGAUAGAUCAGUAAAAUUAGUCUUGUGAUGACCAACACUGAUCAAAUUCAUCAGCAUUAGGUGUUUACAAUCUAGUCCAGGUUUAACCAAUAUAUGUUGUAAACUUGAGUCAUGUAAAUUAAUGCAUAUAUUUUCUUGAUACAUUGUCAUAUACUUACUUCUUGUCUAAAUAAAAAUAAAUUUUUAUUUCUAAUUAUUAUUUAAAAAGGUUAAGGUAACUUUAUUAACACUUUAUUUUUAUAUGCAUACAGAUAUAAUUUUCUUUUCUAUGGUACAAAGAAAUUGAAUUGUGUUGAAGUUAGAAAAAGAGUAUGAUUUUAAAUUCCAUGUGCAUGCAAAGUACCCACGAAGAGUAUGCUCAAUUCCCAUGGCCUUUUAGUUAUAGAUUUCAUAAAACAUAAAUGUUCAUAUGAAACAAUUGUACAAAUGUUAUUUAUUUUUUUGAAAGAAAAAUUUAUUUUUUUUAUGUCCCACCUAGAGGCAUUAUGUUUUUUUGGUCUGUGCGUCUGUUCGUCUGUCUGUCCCGCUUCAGGUUAAAGUUCUUGGUCAAGGUAGUUUUUGAUGAAGUUGAAGUCCAAUCAACUUGAAACUUAGUAUACAUGUUCCCUAUGAUAUGAUCUUUCUAAUUUUAAUGCCAAAUUAGAGUUUUGACCCCAAUUUCAUGGUCCACUGAACAUAGAAAACGAUAGUGCAAGUGGGGCAUCUGUGUACUAUGGACCCAUUCUUGUUUUUUCUAAAUUGCAAGUUUAUUUCAAAGUAUAAAUUUUUCAGAGGGAAUUCAAUGUCAGAAGGUUUUCCAGUGUUUUAAAUCUUUAUGCCAGAAGUGUUUUGGUAAUUUUUAUUUUUGAAUGAUAACUUUUAUAAUUCUUAUUAGGUAAAUUAUAACUGUCAUAUACAAGUGUAAGGUUUUGCACAUUGUUAAAGCAGGUUCUACCCUACACUUUAACAUUGAAAGUACCAAUACUAGAUCAGGAAUAUGACAGAUUUUUUUAAAAUCUGUUUUUGCAUUGUACUUCGUUGUUUUUGCCAUUGAUUGGUUUUUAGAUACUUUCUAAAAGAUAAGUGUAUUUUUUAUUACCUGUAAUUUACCUUCAGAAUUCUUAGUCAAAAGAUGUAUGAUUUUUUUCAUACAAAAAACUUUAAAAUUUAUUAAAAAAAAAAUGAUAAUUACUGUUAGAAAUUCUUUUACAAGUAAUGGAGUUUUGGUACAUGUACCUUAUCAUAAGUAUAAAAACAUGGUUAGCUGUAUCAUAAUAGUUAUUCUCAAGUCUUGCAACAAAAGAAUACAAGUUUGUCAAUUUAAAUUACCGGUACUGGUUCUUAGUUAUGUUUUGAGGUGUUGAAAGGUCUUGCUUGCAUUUUAAACAGUUUGAAAUCGUGCCAGCAACAAGCAAUUUCACUUUUUGCAACUAUCAUGUAGAUUAAAGCCAAUAGAAAACAUUAUUUAAUGCUAAAUCGACACAAAUGUAUAUUUAGUCCCUUUUAGAGAAGAACAUUGAUCUGUGAUGACAUAUUGUCUCUUUUCAUUUUAUUUUUGUUUUGUUUUGUGAGAGAAAAAAAAUCUUUUCUCAAUAUAAAUUUGUCAUGAGAAUUGGCAUAACUUAUGCACUACUUUUUCUGUUUUAUAAAUCAAUAUAUACCAAAUUUGGCAACAGUUAACAAAAAAAAAAUAAUAACCCCAGGGAACAUUUCCGUGUUAAAGUAUUAGAAUAAUAUUUCUUGUAAUUACUUCCCCUUAAUUUACCAUGUGAAUUUUUUGUAACAUGUAGAAUUAUCAAAAUAUGUUUUUUUUAUUGAAAAAAAAAAAAUGUUUUCAAAAUUGCCAGUUCAUUUUAGAUGGAUAUAAUAUUAAUCUAGAUAACCAUGGGAGUAUGCAUGUAAUGACUGUCCCUAUGAAAUGCUAUCCUGUGUGUUUUAUAUUCACAACUCAACAUUUAAUAUAGUGUACAGAUUACACAACACAUUUUCAGAUUGUGAACUGUGUUUACCCAUUGUAGUAUUCAUUGUAAAUGAAUUUAAUGAUGAAUUCAUUUAAAGAUUAAGGCCAUUUUAUGGAAUUUCAUUUUUUUCUGGUAAGGAUGAAACAUUAAGCAUAAUAAGUGAAAAUAUUAAUGCUCAUCUGACCAAUGAGAUAUCAAUACUUAAUUUAAUCUUCCACUAUUUAUUAUUGUUAUCAUGUCGAUCCCAGAACAGUAUCUUUGACAUGCUGUAUAAUAGUUUUACUCAUUAUUAUGUUAACCAAAUUAUUUCUAAUAUAAAAAUGCUGUAAAAACUUUUAGUAGUCCUGACUUCUUAAGAAGGACUAGGCUACAGAAAAUUAUUUUUUACAUUAUUAACAAAACUACUGGUAUUUCAAUAAAAUCAUUUGAAAAUCUAUUUAUAAGAAAUAAUUUAAAUUAUGAAGUGAAAUAUGACUUAAAGUUUUAGGAGGGGAUGUUGAUCUAAAAGUUCAUUUUCUUGGUUAUUAUAUACAGUGUAUUUGUACUGGUUUCUUAUUGAAAUCACUACCCAGAUAGCAGUCAGUAAUACAUGUACAAUGUGUGUGUAUUUAUGGGUAUCAGAAACACAUGGUUGUGUGAUUUUAUACCACUUUAUUAAAAUUUGUUUUUUUAUUUAAUGAUAAAAUGUAUUGUACAGGUAUAAAUAUAUAAGGUGUCUUUCCAACUGACACUAAUAUUAUUAAAAACGAAAUAUUUAGCUGAGAUGAACUGGGUGUAGACUAUACUUACAUCUAUAAAUGGAUGCAAAAGGUGGAUGGCAUUGUAAAAAAAAUUAAAUAUCCUGUUAACUCAAUUGAAAAUACAGAAUAGACAGACUAAAUCUGGUAUAUAUAUAAGUACAACUUACAUAUUCUAUCACAUACAAUGCAUAUUUUUAAUAUUGUAAUGAAGUUAAGUAUGCAUUUAAUAACAAAGUUAAUUUAAAAAGCAGAAAAUGAACACUAAAACUCAAGUGUAUGUAAAUGUGAAUUCUGGGCCAUUUAUAGCUUACAAAACACAGUAUGGGUUUUGCUCAUCGUUGAAGGCUGUUUGGUUACCUAUAGUUGUUUACAUCCUCUUCCUUGGGUCUCUUACAUAUUCUAUCACAUACAAUGCAUAUUUUUAAUAUUGUAAUGAAGUUAAGUAUGCAUUUAAUAACAAAGUUAAUUUAAAAAGCAGAAAAUGAACACUAAAACUCAAGUGUAUGUAAAUGUGAAUUCUGGGCUAUUUAUAGCUUACAAAACACAGUAUGGGUUUUGCUCAUCGUUGAAGGCUGUUUGGUUACCUAUAGUUGUUUACAUCCUCUUCCUUGGGUCUCUGGUGGAUAGAUGUCUCAUUGGCAACCAUACCACGUUUAAACAUGUUUUCUAUAUCAGAGAACUUAUCAGACAUUUACUGAAGCAGGAGAAAUGAACAAUAUUUUGUUAUUGCAUUCUAUGAUAGAACAUUUGUUGACUUUAAAUUCAGAAGUUUUAAGGAAACAUUGUAGUGAUUUCAGUUAUGCUUAGUCUACACCCAUUCAAUGGAACUGAGAAACAGUUGUUUAAAACCUGUCCACAUGACACAACAAAAUUUAAUUUGAUAUCAAUACUGGUUUGGGUUCACACAUAUUCUGUUUUUUUUUUUAACAAUUAAACAAAAUUUAUUGCACAAUUGCUGUUUUAAAUUGCACCCAGAUUACAGCGUUAAGUCUGGAUACCCCUGUGAUGAGUUACUGAACUUCCAGGGAAUAAAAGUUCAGCAAACAAAUUCAAAAUGUUGAUUUUACAAUUUAUUACAUUAUUUCAUUCAUAAACAUUGUUUUAAAUAUAUUUCAAAAUUGGUGUAGCAUAUUCUGGAUUAACUGCAUAUUUGUGAAUCUGGAAUCAAAUCAUUUGAGGUAGCUAGUUUGACAUCUAAUUUCAACUAAUAUCAGAUUUCAUUCUAAAAUAAAUAUAUGUGCGAAUGCAAAUGCAUAUUCUAAUCCAGAAUAUAUCAACCACAUGCAUGCAUUAUUAUUCUUUUUACUUGUAUGUAGAAUUUAAUCUAGAAUUACAACUACACAUUCAGAACCAAGUGUGAACUCAAACUUCCUUCAAUUUGUAUAUGAUAAACUGAGAUAUUCAUCUAAUUUCAUAAUUAACCAUUGAAUCUAGCAUGCGAGUGAGAAACAGAUGUUUGUUACUUAAUUGUUGAUUAAUCAAUUCAUAACCUUUCCAAAAACCAAUCAGAGAAUUUCUUUUGAAUGUUAUUUUUAUAUAUGUUAAAUGUGUAGCACGAUAUUAGAUUUUAUAUUUAAACCAUUGACCUCACUGUAUGUACUAAAACCAACAUAUAUCAUUAUUGUGUGUACUGUUAUUGUUAAGUCGGUUGUGAUUACUCUUACAUGGUAACCAUGUAAUAUUUAAACAUAUUGCCAUAUUUUAUAUGUUUACAAUUCUUUUUCAAUAAAACAGAUUUAAAUCAG
Messenger RNA from Mytilus californianus (California mussel), 7415 nucleotides. Its product is annotated as F-box/WD repeat-containing protein 7-like. Gene Ontology annotation, molecular function: protein binding. NCBI's taxonomy places the organism in Eukaryota, Metazoa, Mollusca, Bivalvia, Mytilida, Mytilidae. Bases 140 to 2134 code for a protein of 664 amino acids. The transcript is spliced from 14 exons. The record is from RefSeq and is a predicted model, not a curated record.